AUGAGGCUGUCUGGUUCCUCCCUCAGCGUCAGAAACAUGGCGAUCCGGGAGCUUUCGUCGCUGGAGAAAUAUCUAGGACUGAAAAAGCCCAACAAGUACACCACACAAGGGGACAAAAAGGUUCCAGUGUUGCAGAACAAUGAUGGUCCUCCUCUCGUUGGCCUGGUGACAGUCGGCUGUCAUCUGGUGAGAGAGGCCAAGCGUCCGGAACUGCUGGGGGACGGAGCAGAGGGCAGAGCCCUGGUGCAGCAGUGGUUAGAGUACAGGGUCACAAAAGUAGAUGAAUGCAGCAAGGAGGACACCAGGACCAUUCUAAAGGAACUAAACGCCUACCUCGAAGACAAAGUGUACUUUGUGGGAAACCAGAUUACUUUAGCUGAUUUCUUCAUGUACUUUGGAACUCAUUCACUCAUUGUGGGCUUGAGCGUUCAGGAGCGAGAGCAGUUGUACCAGUCGUGUGGGCAGCAGCAGCAGUUUGAACAUCAGCCCCUGAGUCAAGAGAUCAGAGACGGGCUCCAAUCAGUCCCACUACCACCACUGUUGAUGCUGCGGGCCACAGCGCAGGCAGAGAGAGGGGGAGAGGCCAAGCAGGCUCACCAGCUGCCACACACAUCCAGCCAGCCAAGGCCAGAGCCGGGGCCCCUGGGCGACAGACAGCCACUGCGUGUCAUUUCACUGGCUCUCCCACGGGGCGAGCACUGGAGAGAGGCGGCCGCACCGGGGAGAAAAGAGCACCCACGGGCCCCGGGAUCCUUCUGUGACAUGUGA
Knipowitschia caucasica is the source of this 768-nucleotide messenger RNA. The record is from the annotation of a GenBank genome assembly. Lineage: Eukaryota; Metazoa; Chordata; Actinopteri; Gobiiformes; Gobiidae.